Messenger RNA from Penicillium oxalicum, 579 nucleotides. RefSeq lists its product as uncharacterized. The coding region runs from base 1 to 579 and encodes 192 amino acids. The transcript is spliced from 2 exons. The record is from RefSeq and is a predicted model, not a curated record. NCBI's taxonomy places the organism in Eukaryota, Fungi, Ascomycota, Eurotiomycetes, Eurotiales, Aspergillaceae.
AUGUUCGGCAUCCAAUUUGACGCCGCCGGAAUCUACCUCGUCGGCACCCCAACCCACCAAUUCCACAUCUCAUUCGAAGAACUCAUGUCCUCAACGGGGGGCAUCAUCGCCCUCCUAGAAUACGGCCUCACAUGUAAGGUCAUCCAUGCCGUCCUCAGCCGGAUCCGCCAUCGGGUCUGGCAUCAGGCACGGAGAAAUCAUACCCUCGACGAGCCGGCGACAAUAUGGAUCGAUAAUUCGGGACCUGCGACUUAUGAAGUUCGGCAUGGACUCGAAUCGAUCAGGGUGACUCCGCAGGAGUUGGAGUCGUCGCGGUUUGGAAUGGCAAUCAAAAAGAAUUGGGAUGAGGGUAUGGCGGAACCAAGCAAUGCUUCGGCGGAUAAGGGCGAGGAUGAGGAGAAUCAGAGGGCCUUGAGAAUCAUGAUGAUUUCAGGUCUGGCUCCUUCUAGUGAGGCAGAUGCGCGUGCAAAUGAUGGCUCGAUGGAAUCGAUUGUAUACAGAGCGGUUCUUUGUGGAUGGAAAACGCGCGCAGCAAUCUUGACCACCGGCAUGUCAUUGUCCAGGAAUCAAACAAAUUAG